GUCUGAUGAUGUCGCCUUUCAAGUUAAAAAUGAGCUCCCAACGACGGUUGACAAAUCAAUAGAGCGUAGGUUACUGUGGAAGAUUGACCUCACACUUAUGCCGCUCUUAUUCGUCAGCUACGGACUUCAAUUCUUCGAUAAAGCAGCAUUCGGUAAUGCUGCUGUAUUCGGUUUGCUAGAGGACAUGGAUUUAACGAGCGAGAGGUAUAGUAAUGCUACUAGUGUUUUCUAUUGGGGAUACAUAACUUCCUUGCUUUUUCAUCCAUUCGCAUUACAAAAGCUGCCGAUCGGAAAAUAUCUUUCAGUUUCGAUACUAGUCUGGGGUGCACUCACGGUAGUCACAAUUGCAGUACACUCCUACCCGGGUAUAAUGGUACAAAGACUGAUUCUUGGUAUAGUGGAGGCAGUCGUUUCACCUGGUUUUGUAAUCUUGAGUAGUAUGUGGUAUAAGAAGUCCGAACAACCGAUUCGGCUGGCAAUUUGGUAUUCGAGUACAGGUAUUUUCACUAUAUUCUCAGGUGCUUUGAAUUAUGGUAUCGGAUCAGCUGCAUCAAAGCCUUCUUCAACUAUAGAACCUUGGAAAGCAAUUUACAUUUUUGCAGGUUCUUGGACAAUGUUACAUGCACUCAUCAUGCUUUUCCUUUUACCAGAUAAUCCACUUAAAGCGCGUUUAUUAACACACGAAGAACGUUUAGUUGCAGUUGCUAGAAUAAGAGAUAAUAUGACUGGUAUUGAAUCAAAGAGAUGGAAAUGGUCCCAUGUUUGGGAGUGCUUCCGCGAUCCACAAGUUUAUGCUUAUUUCCUUCUCUCAACAGCAAUUUAUAUGGUAAACGGCCCUGUUACAGCUUUUGGUGCCCAAAUUAUUAAGUCUUUUGGGUAUUCUUCUCUCAAAACGAUCCUAAUGACGAUGCCUGGAGGCGCUACAACGGCUCUUUCGAUUUGGAUCACAGCUUGGAUAGCUAUGAAAUGUAGAAACACUCGAUUGGUCUUAUUGAUCAUAAGCUGUUUGCCAGUAAUUGUUGGUGCGGCUAUAAUUUGGCGAGCAUCUUGGAACAGUAGAGGUGUACCUUUGUUUGGCUACUAUUUGCUUCCUAUAUUUGGUGCUCCUUACGUUAUGAUGCUUGCUACCAACACUUCGAACGUCGCUGGAGCAACUAAAAAGAAGGUGACGGCGUCCAUUAUAUUUAUUGGAUACAAUGUAGGCAAUAUCGCCUCACCUUACCUGGUGGACACUACUACUGCAAGCAGCCAUUAUCCGAAAGCCUGGAUAGGCGUUAUCGUAGCCAUGUGUAUCGCUAUACUAGUUGCAGCAUUGCUGUUAGUGUACUUCAUCCUUGAAAAUAGAAGAAGAGAUCAAGCUGAUAUUUCGGAGAAAAGCAUCAAUGAACUAGCAUUCAGAGAUAUGACGGAUAUACAGAAUAGAAACUUUCGAUACCUUUAUUAAUUGGAUUAAAGAAUUUCUUACUCAAUUUGCUAUAGAUUUCUUGUUGCCUAAGCUCUAUAAUGUAAUAUUAAUCUAGAUAAUAAAAUUCAUGAAAUUCAUGAUAGGUAAAGUUAUACUACAAGCGAAGAACGAAUUUAUCGAUCAAUCUAACGUGAUCUAAAACUCUAUUAAGGAUCUUUAAGAAGUCUGCAACUCUCGUACGCAUUCUAGAGUGCAUAUAUGCUUUUGAGCAUUUAAUGUGAUAGUGAAGAUAGUUUCUGAACAAUUGGAUACGUGAAAUAGUUGAUGCAGCAAUAUGCUCAUUUGCAAAAUGACGUGGGAAAAGGACUAAGAAAACAUUAGCUAAACAAGUGCGACUACUGGUAAAUACUGACCAAAUGUGACAUAACCAACGUCAUCAGAUUUAAUAAGGUUUGGUAAGUGACGAAUUUCGAGUGGUGGUUCUCUCGUUGAGUAAAGAACUUGAGGAGCGGUCUGUAUUGAAGGUAACUUUCUGGCAUCAACGAACUCUUGUAAGAAGACUCUACCAAAUAUCUUAUCAGUUUCCUCCUGGAAUACAGUGGAAAAAAUAACGGUUACUCUAUCAAUACCUGCUUGAAUGUAAAUAGCUUCUUGAUUUCUGUAAUGGAGUUCCAAAAGUGGACCUUGAGGAAUUGGAGAACCAUCGGUUGGGAUAUCGGUACCUUCGAGUUGCUUUUGUGUUUGAAAUGCUUGUAAGAAAGGUGCGCUCAUUGCAUUUCUCUUGAGUAAAGACAAAUUAUUGAUAUAUUGAUUGCGCUGCUCCAAAUCUUGUGGGAUUGUGUUCAAAUCGACUGAUAUUGAUACAUCGUAACCCGGCUCAACACCCUUCUGCACAUCUGAGCCGUAAUGUUGCUGCAAAACCUGGAAUGCACCGUAUGCUUCCAACUCUGACCAGCAAGCGACGGACAUCGACAAGAUGAUCUCAUUUUUAGAUUUGCUGUUUGGUGUCCACAUGUGGUAUCGUACACCAUCAAAAUCCACAAAUGUCUGGUCUAAAGAUGUCGGUUUUUGUAGUUUCUCAUUGACGACUUUCUUUAUGAUAACGUUCUCUGGCUAUAUAACAUUAACUGAUGUAUUAAACUAUCAAACAAGCGCUUACUUCAAGUAAAAUCAUUUUGG
This is a messenger RNA of Wallemia mellicola CBS 633.66, 2584 nucleotides long. RefSeq names its product MFS general substrate transporter. The record is from RefSeq and is a predicted model, not a curated record. Gene Ontology annotation, biological process: transmembrane transport. Gene Ontology annotation, molecular function: transmembrane transporter activity. NCBI's taxonomy places the organism in Eukaryota, Fungi, Basidiomycota, Wallemiomycetes, Wallemiales, Wallemiaceae. The coding region runs from base 98 to 1444 and encodes 448 amino acids. Gene Ontology annotation, cellular component: membrane. The transcript has 4 exons.